Molecule: messenger RNA, 2529 nt
Organism: Durusdinium trenchii
Lineage: Eukaryota; Dinophyceae; Suessiales; Symbiodiniaceae
Source: the annotation of a GenBank genome assembly
GUGUGGGCCAAAAGUGGAAAGCACUAGGCAUCACUGAUACAGUCACCAAUGCUAUUACCAAUGCAAAGUGGGCAGUGCAAGUGAUGUGCGGUGACGCCCUUGAGGCAAACUCAGCAGCGUUUGCGAUUGAGAGGAAAUUGCUGGCAGGGGUUCAAGUGGCAAAGUUUCCAGAAGAAAUGUCAAACUGGCGGAAGAGAGCAGAGUGGUUGGUCAGGGGCUUUGAUUCUCGAUCGAAAGCUACAGUCACCGCCCUUCAAGACCUUGUUCAGUUCUUGAAUGGCAACACUGCUGACAGUCAGGGGCGUUUGGUGCACUGGUGCCUAUUGCCGGCCAGCAAUGGUGGCCAAGUAUGCUGUGAAAGUGAGGGUGACGCAUGGAAUCGCUUGAUUUCCUGCUUGACAGCAUUUCUCGCUAAAGGCUUUGCAGUGCCAUUGCUGUACCGAAUGAAACAUUACUGCCAGGCAUCCAGCUAUAUGCGAGUUGCCACCAACCUGCAUGGCAUUUUGCCACGAAUUUUGCAGGAAAUGGAGAGCAUCAGUAUGUCAAGCGCAAGCAGCAACAGCAAACUUUCUGAAGUGGUCGAUGUGUUGUUGGCUGAGAGUAAAGUCGGGCAACAGCCCUCACAAGGGCUCAGCAAUGAAGAUUUUCAAGCGCUGUUGGGUGAGAUGCUGACUGAAAACGCAGACUACGCUGCGCAAAACGGGGUUCGCCGCAAGAUGGUCUUAGCCGAGGUGUCCAAGGAAACCUUCAGCCAGUCAUCCAUCAUCAUUGACAUGUUGGUACAACCGCUGGAGCGUGCAACAAAUUUUUUCUUGAAAAGGACAAAGCUACUUUACGACAUGCAGUACCUUAGCCGUGCCAAUCCUUGCUAUGAGGAACAGGGGCGUGAGUCCAAGGAAAAAUUCCUUCAAGUGAUUCAGGGAGACCUGGGCAAAGAGCUUCUUCGAUCCUACAUCGGAGUCUUGAGCAACAGUCUCAAGGAAGCAACGGCCAUGGGACUACAGGGGACACAAGAACAGCUCAACCUCAUUUUUCAAAUGGUCUGUGUCUCAUUGACAGACUUGCAAAGGCGGUUGGUACAAGAGUUCAUGCAGCCACCAUACACUUUGCUUGCGCUAGCAAACGCCGAUUUCCCAAGCUUUGUUUCAGGGUGGCAACAGUUGCAGCAAAGGCACAAGAAGUGCAAGCAAUGUGUAGAUGUUGAGUUCACAUCUGCUUUGCUCAAUGCAUACCCCACUCGCAUGUCUUCCGAGCUUACACCAGAGCAAGCGCCAGAGGUUGAAGAGGUCCAGGCCCUUUUGAGGGCAAUCUGCACAUGGUGCCCUCUCACAAGUGAUGCAGAAGUGGCUGCAGUCCAACGAACCCAUGGCGCUGCUCAUGAAACACCUGAGGACAGAGAGGCGCGCUUGGCACACGCUGUGAGUCGAAAGGUUCGGAAGAUUGCGGGUUGGAAUGUCUAUUGCAAGCAGCGAUUGGAAGGAUCCGCUUUCAACACCAAAGAGUAUUCUGAACGAGUGAAGCUCAUUGGACAAGAAUGGAAGAAUAUGUCACCAGAGGAGAAAGAACCAUUUGCAGUUGAAGCUUCUCACCAGAAUGAGCUACGGCAAGAGUUGGCCGAAACACCACUUUCUGUUGGAGCCCCGGGAAUGCCAUCCCGGGCAACACAGCUUGAAGCACAAGUUGGAAGGAAUGGCUGCAAACAUUUUGCGGCAAGACGGCUUUUACUCAACCUGGCCCAAUAUGAGCAACACUCCACGUGGCAGCUACCAACAUGCUCUGGAGCACUGAAAGCAUCGCAAAUAGAUAUGCGCAUUGGGGACACUGAAGUUUCGGAACGAUUGGAUGAAACAAUGCACAAAGCAGUCACUGGGACUUCUCUUGAGUCUGAGAUUCCAGAGGAAAUCCUGGGCAACCUUGAAGUUCAUGAUUCUCCGUGUCCUCAUUUCGUUUGCCAACUUGACCACAAUUAUUCCCGUAUGGAGCAGAUGGUGAAAGAUCUGUCAUGGAAGCUUGAAGAGCAUAAGAUUCACCCUGGUUGCCUCCUUGUGUUUUCAAGCUCCCACUGUCGUGACGUCAGCCAUCCACGGAUUAUUGGUGUGUCUGCCAAGAAACCCAAGUUCCACAUGUUUUUGAAAGUGGUCCUCGAGCAUGACCGAGUGUUGCUGACAAGGUCUCAUGAUGCGGAGCCCGAGUUUGAGUCUUCACAUGAACUUUUCUUGAUGCUUUUGAGGUUGUCGGAAAGCACACCUGACACUGAGUGCAAUGUUGAAGUUGCCGUUUGGGAUUGCAAUGCCUUUUUAGUGUCUCAAGGUCAAGGUCCGACAUGUUUGCUCCAGAGUAGUCCUGAUUCGUUGCGCUGCCAGUUCAUUGUCUCCAGUGUGAAAAGAACAAAGAAAAAUAUGAGAAAAUUUCCUUGCCCUUUGGCUUUGACAAAAGCAUCAAGAGGAAGCGCCAAGCAGCGCCAAAAAAAAGUUCUUGGGAAAAUGGUAAAGCCCAAGAGCAAAGCAGCCAAAGCCAAAUCCCAGAAGA